AUGUCCACAGUUGAUGCUAGAACUGGGAAAAAGAGCAAGAGAAGCUCGAAAAGCAAAGGAUCGAACGGAAAAGCGAACCCGAGAAUAGUGCGAGCGAAUGUGUUCCCAAGGAGAAAGAAAGGGGAAUCAGAGAGAUCGUCGAAUUGUUCCCUAAGUCUUAGCCUGGUUGACAUCAAAUCCUUGUUCUACAUGCGCCAGAGUGAGGCCGCAACGUUUCUUGGAAUCUCUCUUACAGCGAUGAAGAAUGCUUGUAGGAGAGUAGGAAUAUCGCGAUGGCCGUACUCGCGACAACGACCGGACAUGGUGAAUCAAAACAAAUCUCAGGGAGAGAACACGCAAAGUGUUGCAAACAUUCCAGCGAAACAAGAAGACUCGAGCGCGAAAGAGUCAGAAGAUCCUCAGGGUCCAUCUACUCGCGACAUGGAGCGAGUGCUAGGAGAUAUGGAAGAGAGCAGAGUUCCGAUCGUAGACUACUUACACAACCCCAACGUUCAGACCCUCGCGCAAUGGAGGGCAGCGUUUAACUGCGACAGCCCGCAGGAGCUUCAAUCCAGCAGCGAAGAAGACGAUUUUCAGGAGGUGGUCAUGCGGCAAAAAGUGGAGUGGGGCGAAGCAUGGUUCGACGAGCGAGAGGAGGCACAUCAUCUUCACUCGGGGAGGGUCAUGGCAGAUUGCGAGCUGUUCAGCCACGCCGAAGACAUUGAUGGAUGUCUAUCCUUUGAUGACCUGUAG
Molecule: messenger RNA, 732 nt
Organism: Guillardia theta CCMP2712
Lineage: Eukaryota; Cryptophyceae; Pyrenomonadales; Geminigeraceae
Exons: 1
Coding region: 1-732 (243 amino acids)
Molecular function (GO): DNA-binding transcription factor activity
Source: RefSeq, a predicted model, not a curated record